CAAAGCCGCACACACACAAACACAGAGGCUGCACCUCUAGGGGGACUCCAGACUUCAGUGGAUAGUAGCAGCGAGUGAAGCAGCAUGAAGACGAACGUGACAGUAUCAGCAGCGUGUGCGAGAAUGUAACCAUCGCCCCAGUCAGUCACUCGCCGUACACACACGCUCUCGGACGAGCGACAGUUCCACUCCGUGAUUUCGCUACAGAAGCACGUUGCGCUGCUGAUUCAUGGGGGCUUUCGACUCGGGUGGCUGAGAGAUGCAGAGAUCUUGGCGCAAAACAAGGAUAUUCUGUUGACCCUGUGCUUAAGUGGGUGUCGCGGAACUUGACAAACCCUGAGCUCAGAAAAAUGCUGGUAAUAUUAGCUCUCUACACUAGAGUAAAUGCAGUGCCUUGCUAAAGAGAGCAGUGCCGCCACACAAAGGGGAAGCCGCACAGAAUGUCUUGGGUCAAUGGCUUUAAAGCUGCAAGAGUGGACAACCAUAAGACGGCAUGGGGUGAGCGCAAUGGCAGGAAGUCGAGGCGUAAACGGGGCUCGUCCCUGUGCAACCCACGCUACAUGAGCUGUCUACGGGACCCCGAGUCUAUGGAGUCCCCUUCUCAGCACUACUCCCGUGCAGCAGGGGGCGCCACCAGCAGCAACUUCAGCACACGCUGCGUUUGGCAGGAGGACCAUUAUGGCCGAAAGGGUGAUGUGGGUCUGAGAGCCGUGGACCUGGCGUUUGACGAUUCAGAUGCGAGGCAAACGAAAGACGGCGAAGACCCCGAUGAUGGCGGAGAAGAGAGGAAGGGUCCCGACCGGUGUUUUUUGACUUGCUUGUUGCGUCUGGCUCAUGUUUUCCAGUCCAAAAAGUUUAAAUCUGCCAAGCUCGAGCGACUGUAUCAGCGGUACUUUUUCAGGCUCAAUCAGAGCUCUCUCACAAUGCUCAUGGGGGUCCUGGUUGUGGUGUGCGGGGUUAUGCUGGUAUUCCACUGCGUCCAGGGUCCACCGGAUGUGGCGUUCACCUCGGUGCUCUCUGUAGCCAUGGGCCUGUUCUUAGCCUUGAUGGUGGUUUGUAACAGAAAUGGCUUUCACCAGGACUACAUGUGGAUCGUGAGCUAUUUGGUCAUGGCAGUGUUAGUGGUGGUGCAGGUGUUUGGCUUGUUGAUGGUGGAUCCACCCAGUGUGUCUGAAGGGAUAUGGUGGACGGUGUUCUUCAUCUACAUCAUCUACACGCUGCUGCCCGUGCGAAUGAGAGCAGCUGUGAUCACUGGAGUGGUGCUGUCCACCAUUCAUAUGAUCAUGGCAUGGAGACUCAACCUUAAGGAUUACUUCCUUACCAAACAGUUAUGUGCCAAUGGGGUGAUUUUCCUGUGCACCAACAUCAUUGGCAUCUGUACACACUACCCAGCAGAGGUGUCUCAGAGACAGGCCUUCAAGGAGACCAGAGGAUACAUCCAAGCCAGAAUACACCUUCAGAGAGAGAACCAGCAGCAGGAGCGCCUGCUGCUCUCUGUGUUGCCAAGGCACGUUGCCAUGGAGAUGAAGGCAGACAUCAACGCCAAGAAGGAGGAUAUGAUGUUUCACAAGAUCUACAUCCAGAAGCACGACAACGUCAGUAUCCUGUUUGCGGACAUCGAGGGCUUCACUAGUUUGGCAUCUCAGUGCACGGCUCAGGAGCUUGUGAUGACCCUUAAUGAGCUGUUUGCUCGCUUUGAUAAAUUGGCUUGGGAAAACCACUGUCUGCGGAUCAAGAUCCUGGGGGACUGUUAUUACUGUGUGUCUGGACUUCCGGAGCCGAGGGCAGAUCACGCACACUGCUGUGUGGAGAUGGGGGUGGACAUGAUUGAGGCCAUCUCACUGGUGCGAGAGGUCACAGGAGUCAACGUGAACAUGCGCGUGGGGAUACAUAGCGGCCGUGUGCACUGCGGGGUGCUCGGCCUACGCAAAUGGCAGUUUGAUGUCUGGUCCAACGAUGUCACACUGGCCAACCAGAUGGAAGCGGGAGGUCAAGCAGGGCGGAUCCACAUCACCAAAGCCACACUGCAGUAUUUAAAUGGUGACUAUGAAGUGGAACCAGGUUUUGGAGGAGAGAGAAAUGCUUAUUUGAAGGACAACAACAUUGAGACGUUUUUUGUGCUGGGAUGCAGUCAGAAAAGGAAAGAGGAAAAAGCAAUGAUGGCUAAGAUGCAGCGCGCUCGAGCCAAUUCUUCAGAGGGUCUGAUGCCACGGUGGGUUCCUGACAGAUCUUUCUCCAGGACUAAAGAUUCCAAAGUCUUCAGACAGAUGGGCAUAGAUGAAGCCUCCAGCAAAGAUAACCGCUGUGCGCAAGAGGCUCUGAACCCAGAGGACGAGGUCGAUGAGUUUUUAGGUCGUGCCAUCGAUGCUCGCAGCAUUGACCAGCUGCGGAAAGACCACGUCAAGAAGUUCCUGCUCACAUUCCAAACACCUUUUCUGGAGAAAAAGUAUUCCAAAAAGGUGGACGAUCGUUUUGGUGGUUAUGUGGCCUGUACACUUGUUGUCUUUUGCUUUAUUGUUUUUAUACAAAUCAUCGUAUUUCCACAUACACCGUUAAUGCUGGGCAUGUUCAUCAGCAUCUUUAUUAUUCUUGCACAUGUCCUCUUUGUAUGUGCCAUUUACUCCUGUGUUAAGCUUUUCCCAGUUACCUUGCAGACAGUGUCAAAGAGGAUCGUUCAGUCCCGUGUCAACAGCACACUCGUCGGAGUCUUUACAAUUCUGCUUCUUUUCAUCUCUGCCUUUGUUAAUAUGUUUACCUGUGACCAGGAGGAUCUGCUAAAAUGUGUGGCUGCACAGUUGAAUGUUUCUGAUUCAGUCACGCCGUGUAUGCUGUAUAAUCUGACCGGACUAGUAGAGGACCCCUUCAUCUUCUGUCUCGGGCAGCCUUCAGCAUGUCCUUUACCCGAGUAUUUCACAUACAGUGUGCUGCUGACUCUGCUGUGCUGCUCAGUGUUCCUGCACAUCAGCAGUAUAGGCAAACUGGUCCUCAUGCUCUUCAUCCAGGUCAGCUUCCUGCUGUUAGUGGAGUGGCCUCUAGUCACUCUGCUGGACAACGCCGACCUGCUCGUCACCGCCAAUGCAAUGUAUUCUUUCAAUGAAACAAAUUAUUGCCAGGAAACGGUGACUAAAGUGUCUCUGAGGGUGUCGAUUCCAGUCAUCCUCACUGUAUUUGUACUGGCUCUCUAUCUGCACGCACAGCAGGUCGAGUCCACCGCACGCCUUGACUUCCUGUGGAAGCUACAGGCCACUGAAGAGAAAGAGGAGAUGGAGGAGCUGCAGGCUUACAACCGUCGUCUCCUUCACAACAUCCUGCCCAAAGAUGUGGCUGCCCACUUCCUCGCGCGAGAACGUCGAAACGAUGAGCUCUACUACCAGUCCUGUGAAUGUGUGGCCGUAAUGUUUGCCUCCAUCAGCAACUUCUCAGAGUUUUACACUGAACUGGAGGCCAACAAUGAGGGUGUGGAAUGCCUGAGACUCCUCAAUGAGAUCAUCGCCGACUUUGAUGAGAUCAUUUCUGAAGAGAAAUAUAAACAGUUGGAGAAGAUCAAAACUAUUGGUAGUACUUACAUGGCAGCAUCUGGAUUGAACGACUCUACGUACGACAAAGAGGGCCGCACACACAUUCUAGCUCUGGCUGACUAUGCCAUGAGGCUACGAGAACAGAUGAAGUACAUCAACGAACACUCAUUCAACAACUUUCAGAUGAAGAUAGGUUUGAACAUUGGGCCAGUGGUUGCUGGUGUGAUUGGAGCCAGAAAGCCUCAGUAUGAUAUAUGGGGCAACACAGUGAAUGUGGCCAGUCGCAUGGACAGCACAGGUGUUCCUGAUCGUAUCCAGGUGACCACUGACUUAUACCAUGUACUAGAAAGUAAGGGCUACCAGCUGGAGUGCCGUGGACUGGUGAAAGUGAAGGGGAAAGGAGAUAUGACCACUUACUUCCUCAACAGUGGUCCUGUCUGCAGUUAACACUGACCAAAUGCCUCUCAAUGCACUGAAAUGAAGGAUGGACAGCAAAAGGCUCCGAAUGGGAUUUGAGCAGAUCCAAAUAUAACCACUCACAAGUUCUCUCGCUCACAAGCAUUAGUGGGCGUGUGUGGUAUUUAUAUAUGCACCUAUUGGGAAUAAUGAGGAACGCUCUACCUGGAAGAUUUAAUGAAGAACUGUUGCCUUAGAUGGAGAUGGCUUUGAAGAAAGCUUGGUUUUCUUUUUUUAUUUUGUGGGAAAGACUUCUUCCAUACCAAAAUUUAAAUUCUUUAUUUAUUUUGACAGGUUUUAAACUGUGUAAAUAAAAAAAUGAUUAUAUAUGCAAGCAUCAAGAAGCAAGAAGAAACUGACCAAAGAACAAAGUAUUUGAUAUAGGAACACUACACACGCCUGGGAAACUGUUUAAAAUGUCUGAACAAGUGUUAUUCAGUUGUCUGGUUUUCCUUUUUUGGCCUCCUGUCACUCUCUACCACACCGUAUUCUAUUGUAAACACUAAAGCAAAAAACAUCUGUCUUCAUUGAAGGCCGUAGAAACAGGAAUCCUAAUACAAGUGACUUGUAUUUACAGUUCAUAUGAUUUAUGAGUGAUCAACAUGUUUUUCCCUUUUAGUGUUUGUGUACAAAUGAGGUAAAUGAAGGACAAGAAUGGUACUGGACAAAUUUUGCUUGGUCAUUUGUUCAUUUAUGUGUGUGGACGGUGUGUAAAUGUGUGUCUGUUAUCUUUAAAAGGGCAUAAUAGCUCACUGUGAGGUUUAUAAAAUGAAUUUAAAAUAGCUUUUUGCCAGAUUAAGUGCUAAUUAGAUUCAAUUCUUUGCAUUUAUGUGUUAAUUUGUUAACUGAUGUCAUUUCUCUCUCAUUUGAGUUUAUAAAAGUAUUACACAAAUUUCAGCUCGUAAUUCAUUCCUGUGUAAAUCAAUGAAAAAAUGAACACAAGUAGACUUCAUAUAAUUCCAACACAGUAUGGUCAGCAAUGGUAUAGUCUUCUCAAGACCCUUGUAAAUAUGUGUAAAUGUGCUGACAGAGGCCCGUUGGGCUUAACGUUUGCUGACAAAAGUGGCUGGACUGCAAAGUUGUUCGUUUGACAGUGUUCAGCAUAAGUCCAUUUCAGCAUUUCCUCAUGAGCAGCCUUAGUCAUGCUUGCACAUUUGUCAACAAUGUUUUUUCUUUUUUUUUUUUUUUAA
Messenger RNA from Labeo rohita (rohu), 5164 nucleotides. It is a transcript of the gene adcy6b, whose product is annotated as adenylate cyclase 6b. Gene Ontology annotation, cellular component: plasma membrane. Gene Ontology annotation, molecular function: adenylate cyclase activity. The record is from RefSeq and is a predicted model, not a curated record. The transcript is spliced from 23 exons. Gene Ontology annotation, biological process: adenylate cyclase-activating G protein-coupled receptor signaling pathway; cAMP biosynthetic process; adenylate cyclase-inhibiting G protein-coupled receptor signaling pathway. The coding region runs from base 441 to 3965 and encodes 1174 amino acids. Lineage: Eukaryota; Metazoa; Chordata; Actinopteri; Cypriniformes; Cyprinidae.